CUUGGGGCGUGGGCGACGCGGGCGUCUCUCGGAGCUCGCCCCAAGUGUGUGAGUGUGUGUGUGUGCUAGACUGAGUGGAGUAGGUCGACUGUGUGCGCGCCACCAGGGCUCCGCCUGCCUCUCGGUACCACUCCGUCGGCUUAAGCAUUGGACGCCAGGGCUCGUGGCCAUCCCGAGAGUUGAGGAGGAGGAGGUGGACGAGAAGCGCGUGUGGAACCGGAGAAGGAGCGCGGGGCGCGCUCGCGGGGUAGCCGCCGAGGAGAUGCCUGAGUUCCUGGAGGACCCGUCGGUGCUAACGAAAGACCGGCUCAAGAGCGAGCUGCUAGCCAACAAUGUGACGCUGCCUUCGGGCGAACAGCGGAAGGACGUCUACGUGCAGCUCUACCUGCAGCACCUCACGGUGCGCAAUCGGUCUGCGGCGCUGCCGCCGCCCCCGGCUGCCAACAGCCGUGCACCCCCGGACUUCUCUAGCGACGACGAGCGCGAGCCCACGCCGGUGCUUAGUGCUGCGGGCCGCGGCCGAGGAGGAGGCGGUGCCGCCGCCGGAAGGAAAGCCACAAAGAAAACUGACAAACCCAGAUCAGAAGAGAAAGAUGAUAUAGAUGUAUCUGACCUCACAAAUGAAGAGCUGUUGUCUCAACUCGUGAAAUAUGGAGUCAACCCUGGCCCUAUUGUGGAAACCACCAGGAAGCUAUAUGAAAAGAAACUGCUAAAACUGAGAGAUCAUAGCCUAGAGUCAAGAUCUUCAACACCUCUGCCAACAGUUUCUUCAUCAGCAGAAAAUGCCAAACAGAAUGGAAAUGAUGACUCAGAUAGAUACAGUGACAAUGAAGAAGAGCUCAAACUGGAGAAGAGAGAACCACUAAAAAGCAAGUCAAAGACUCCAGUAACACUCAAGCAAAGAAGAGUUGAGCAUAAUCAGAGCUAUUCUCAAGCUGGACUUUCUGAGACUCUCUGGACAAGUGGAUCUUCAAAAAGCGGACCCCUGCAGGGAUUAACUAGGGAGCCUACAAGAGGGUCAAGAAGAACUCCAAGGAAAAGGGUGGAAACUGCAGAACAGUUGCGUGUAGAUGGUGCAGUAAUUUCAGAGAGUCUUCCUAUAGCUGAAACUAUAAUGGCUUCAAGCAACGAGACUGUAGUUGUCAAUAGGGUGACUGGAAAUUUCAAGCAUGCAUCUCCUAUUCUGCCAAUCAGUGAAUUCUCAGACAUACCCAGAAGAACACCAAAGAAACCAUUGACAAGAGCUGAAGUGGGAGACAUAACAUUAACAGAAGAAAGAAGAAUUGAAAGAGAUAUUCUUAAAGAAAUGUUUCCUUUUGAAGCAGCUACACCAACAGGAAUUAGUGCUAGUUGUCGCAGGCCUAUUAAAGGAGCUGCUGGCAGACCAUUAGAACUUGGUGACUUCAGGAUGGAGGGAACCUUUUCAUCAAAAUAUGUCCCCAAAUAUGCUCCCAUUGCUGAUGACAAGACAGAAAAGACAAGAAAAGGACGCUCCAUUCCCAUGUGGAUAAAGAUUUUGCUUUUUGUUGUUGUGGCAGUUUUCUUGUUUUUGGUCUAUCAAGCUAUGGAAACCAACCAAGGAAAUCCCUUUUCUAAUUUUCUUAAUGAUGAGUCUCAGGGACAGGCCAACUGAUUGUUAGCUCUAUGGCACACCCAACCAACUUGGUCUCCUAUUUUUAAUAACUGUAGAAGGAACUCUUGUUGGCUCAAAGAACUACUUUUUAAAAUAAUGUGAUUUCAACUUCUUAAAUUUAAUAUUGCAUUGAAAAUGAACCAGGACAUUGCAAAUGGACACCAGUUUAAGCAUUUUGGAUCUUGGACUACUAGGAGAUCACUUUGUGCCAUAUGAGUAAUCUUUUUUUUUUUUUUAGCACUCUGGAACUUUUUUGUAGGCUUUAUUUUUUUUAAUGUGAGCAUCUUAAUUCGUUUUGGGUUUUUUUUUUGUUUGUUUUGGGGGGUUGUUUUUUGAGGCAAAUGUAUAUUUGCUUUGUGUUUUGGGGAAAUGAGAAAGGCAAAACAUAGCAGAAUAAUGUGAAGCUAAAUGUUUUAAAUGCUCUGAAUUCAUGCAGAAAGGAAUUUUAAAAAUUAUUUCUCCUGGACAGAAUGUUUAGAGGAAAUUUGAAACAAUCUAAUGCAGGAUAAAGGGAAAUUCAUUGGAGAUUGUAUUUUCUAUAAUUGCAGCCAAGUAUUUGAUGUUGUUUAUUUGAAGAAGUACAGCAAUAAUCACUUGUGUAACUUUUUAGUAAUGUUACUGUAAUCCUAUUGUACUCAUUUUUAUAACAGAUUUCAGUAUCAUGAAUUCUAUUAGUAAAUUCACUUAAGCAUAGAACCCAUUUUUACCUGAGGAUCAUUUUUUAGUGUUAAAUUUACAUGUUUAAGAAACUUGUUACUACAGCCCCAUAGUUCAAAACUUAAUCCUUAUUUUCCAGAGAAAUAUUUGUUUCUUGUUGAUUGCAUCAUUGAUUUUAUCAAUUCCAAUUUACUACUAAAAUAACAUUUGGUGAAAUUGUGUAUGUGCAAAGAAUUUAGGAAAAUUAUCAUACCGUGUUUAAAUUUUUUCCAUUCAUUUGGCUUAAAUUGUUACAACUAGACUUUUCACUAAGCAAAUUUUGCCAAUUCUUUUGCCCUAUUACCUAAUGUAAUCUGAUUAUGUUUCAUAAAUGUUUAUUUUUAAAUUGCAUUGUUACUUUCUUGAAUACUCCAUCCUUUACUCAUGAAGUUCUAUACUCUUGAUGUGAAUACAUAGCAUUAUAUGCUGUGUAUUCAAUCUUUGUAGUUGUCUUUUUUUUUUUAAUUUACCUCAUUUAUAACUUGGUUAAGUAGACAGCUGAGAUUUCAAUAGAAUCAAGUGAAAUGUGUAAAAAUUAAAAUGUGUGCUUUUGAAUUUGAAAUAUACAGUCAUUGAUCAUAUAGUAUACUUUAUACAAAUAAGUUAUUUUAAAAUACCGUGUCUUAUAAAGACUGACAUUUCUAAUAAAAGAAUAAACAAAAGACAUAUGUUUAGAUGGACACUAAAUUUUGAUCUGAACUAGACAUAUUUUAAUGUUUAGUUUGUAAAUAUUUUGUAGGCAUUUCACCUCUUUUGUAGCCAAGACCAGACAUUCUAAUUUUAGAAUAAAGGGACUGAAAUCACAACUCUUAACAUAGAAAUAUUUGCUGAUUAGAGUGAAAUUAUUUCCUUCUGUUAUGUACAUCACUUCAAGAGAGGGCAUGUCUUAACUUUUUCCACUAGGACAUGACUUGAUUUUUGGUUGCAAUUCUAGUCUUAUUUAGUUAUUAUUUGUUUAGGUCUUAGAUUCUUCCUUUAGAAGCUGUAAGAAGCCACAUUUGAUGUUUUAGGAAUUCAACAUAACUUAGUGUUGUGUAUAUAUAUGUGUGUGUGUGUGUGUGUGUGUGUGUGUGUGUGUGUGAGAGAGAGAGAGAGAGAUCAAUUCUCUCAUAGGGAAAAUGUGGUCCAAAAUAGGAAAGUAGGAGUGAGUUCAACCUCUAGUUAAUUUAAAAAAAAACAAACAAACAUACAAAAAAAUGUACUGUUUUUUCUCUGUUUUAUGCCACUAGAAUAAAUGUGUCCAAGCCGUAAAUUCAAAACAUUUCUUUAAUUAAAUUGUAGAAGUAGAAGUUAAUAUUUUACAAUAUCAUCUUAAUAAAAAUUAAAUAACCUCUAGUUUUGUCCUUGGAGUAAGUGCUUUUCAGAUAGUACAGGCAAUUUCUUAGAACCAUCUCCAGAUAAUAAGUAUUCUCGUGAGAUAUUUGUGAAUUGUGAUAUAAAAUUCUUGAAUUUUUUUCUGUUCUUAAUGUAUCACUCCACUUUUCAUUUAUAAUAUUGGAAUAAGGCAUUCAUUCAUUCAUUAGAUUGUGGAUAAACAAUUGACACAGCCAGAUGCCAUCAGAAGUACCAUCAAUCUCCAUCAUUGAUACUUUUUUUCCUUGUCGUUUUUCCUUCUUUCCUGGUGCCUUGGACCUGUUAGUAAUGCCUCUAAGCUUUCUUGAGCACUGCUGGUGGCCUUGGAAAUGAAAAUCAUUUUUGAUCUUCUUGAAUACUUACACAGUACAUACCAGAAAACUGCCUUCCUGACGUCAUGAUUUCAUCAUCAGUGCUAUACUAAGAAUCACCUUUAAUGUCUUUUCAUGUGACUGCAGCAUUUGUAAUAAGUUCAGGGUCUUUUUUUUUUGUGGGAUUUUUUGUUUUGUUUAAUGUACCUGUAGUACUGCAGGUAAUUUAGAUUUAUUUGUUAUUUCCUAGUUUCAGAUUGCCACCCAGAAACUACACUGAUAACCUUGAAUGUGUGCUUUAUUUGGGUUUGCUUUUCAGAUUGAAAAAGUCUCAGGAAUUAGUCAACAGAGCAUUUGAAAAUAAAGUUAAUGUAAUGCAACAAAAUUAAGACUUAACAUCCUUGACAAUAAGAAUGUUCUGUUAAAAAGUUAAUUUUCUUUGCCCCUGGGAAAAAAUUGGUCUUGCUCGGUACAAUUUGCAGAAAAAGAAACAAAAGUCUAAGCUUUAGACUUGAUCUUUAGGGGGAACCACAGCAAGAUCAUGAACUUGAAAUCCAAUUAUAUGCUUUUUCUUCUGGUUUUAUCAUCCAAAAUAUGACUGGGGUUUACACAUUCCUCUUGUCAACUGUAAUGCAAUGAAUUAAGAUGAAGAUUCUAAUUAACAUUUUUGUGUAUGCUUUCUUAAUUUUGAAUGAAAUGAGAACUUAAAUAGACUAAACAGAAUUAUGUGCUUUUUUUGACUUCACAUUUGACCAGCUUUGAUUAGAAAAAUUACUCUUUCAGGGCAUUAUCGGGCAUUUCAUUAGAAUUGAUACAGACGUCAAGACAUCAUCUUGCAACAGUUUGAAGUAUCCUCAGGAUGUAAUGUCUUAUGUGGAUAGACCGACUGCUCACAGCAUCAUUUAAAGCUUGGUUCUUCUGUUAAGCUAAAUUUGCUUUGAAAGGAUACAGGGUUGGGGCCACUCAGUGGUAAUAUGGAUAAAGAGCCAGGCCUGGAGAUGGGAAGUCCUGGGUUCCAUUCUGGUCUCGGAUACUUCCCAGCUGUGUGAACUUGGGCAAGUCCCUUAACCCCCAUUGCCUAGCUCUUAACUGCUUUUCUGCCUUGGAACCAAUAUGGGAUCAUUGGAAGCUGGCAGGUAAGGGUUUAAGAAAAAGAAAAAAGUCAGUGCAGUGGAGACACCCCUGGAGCAGAAAUCUGGAGGCUUUGCUUGAAGUCUAAACAUGAUCCAUCGCUGAUGAAUUGUGUGACUGAUCAAGUUCCUUAUCAGUGGGCCUCCUUUCCUUGUGUAUGAAAUCUGAGGGGUCUAAACUCACUCAAUUAUUAAGAUUUCUGGUGUUUUUUAUAACUUCUCAAGAAGGAGCUUAUUUUGUUGGGAUUGGAUUCCCCACUUGAGAUGACAUUUCUGGGUAGAAAAUGUAUUGCCGCUGGUUUGGGCCGAAUUUUAAAAGCUCUAGGCCCACUGUUUGGGGAACAUGGGGGGUUUCUGUCCCAGCUCCUCAGAGUUGGAAAGAUUCUUAGAUCGGCUUUUCCACAUUAGCAAAAUUAUAAAUCCUAUUAUACCUCCCCCAACAAAUGCUCCUCCAGUCUCUGCUUUAAGACCUAUAGUUAGUAAGAAAGUUGUGCCCCACUGUGACAUCGCUCUCCUGAUUCUGCUCCCUUGGCAGCCUUCUCUGAAGUCAUCCCUUCCUCGGAUUCCCUCGCAUGACCGUUUUUCCAGCCAUUCCCCUGUUCGUGGGUCUCCCCUGGGUUUCUGACACUGCAGUGCUUAAAAUCCUUGAAGAUACUGUCCUGGCUCCAUCAAAUGUUUUCCCGAGGUUGAACAUCCUCCCCUCACAUCUGGUUUCUGGACCCUCAGGCUUCCUGGCCACUUUGCUUUGGGUGUGCUUCUCUGCGUCCUUCCUGAGCCCCAGCCCCAGAAUCAAACACCCUCACCUUGAUGGCAUCCCUUCUUAAUGCUGCCUAAGGAUGCCUGCAGGACUCUAACUCCUUGGGCUUUUUUUGCCUUGACUAUGACUAUUUCAUUUUUACUCCACCAUUCCAGUCCAUUUUUGUAACCUGUUUUUGUCAUCCCAACACGUUUUGGCCCUCCUAGUUUUUGUGUCACCUACAAACCCCAUUGUUCCCUCUAUCCUUUUAUCCAAAUCAACCACAGAGAUUGUUGAAUUUUACAGUCCUGAAGCAAAGAAUUCUACAACCCAUUGGAGACAUCUCUCCAAACGGACCUCUUAACAUUCAUCAAUUUUGGAUUCACUUGGUCAAGUACAAAUUCGUGUAAUUACACUAUCAUCUCCUACAUCUCAGCAUUUAAAGACAUGAGGAUGUCUAUAAUGAGGUCAGCAGCCUUGCUAAACUCGCUGUACUAUCCCCAUUUUGCACGUUGCCAACUGAGCGGAGUAUCUACCUCCCCCUUUUGAAAAUUCAAUUUAGCGUUUAUGUAUAAUUCCAGGGUGCCACUCCUGCAUUGAGAGCAGCAACAAUAGUUCAAUUAAAUUCAUAAAUUCUUUCAGCAUCCUGAUGUGCAGCGGAUUCCAUUUUGGUGACUUGAACUCAUUGAGGGGAGGUAGGUUCUUUCCAUCUCAUUUAAAUCUGAUCUAAUUUCCCAGUAAAUCUCUGAUUUGAACUUUAUAAUUUAUGGAGAAAAUAGGAGUUUACUAGUUCCAACUUCUAUCAAUCUUCAAUUUUCCAUUCAGGACAAGGUUAUACACACACACACACGUGUACAAUAUUGUCUCCUAGGACAGUAUCUAGCAUAUGUAUGUAUGUAUGUAUAUAGUAAAUGUUUAAUAAAUGCUUAUUGAAUCUC
Messenger RNA from Monodelphis domestica (gray short-tailed opossum), 6797 nucleotides. RefSeq names its product thymopoietin (gene TMPO). Lineage: Eukaryota; Metazoa; Chordata; Mammalia; Didelphimorphia; Didelphidae. Gene Ontology annotation, molecular function: DNA binding. The record is from RefSeq and is a predicted model, not a curated record.